Messenger RNA from Hibiscus syriacus, 364 nucleotides. Its product is annotated as protein RADIALIS-like 3. NCBI's taxonomy places the organism in Eukaryota, Viridiplantae, Streptophyta, Magnoliopsida, Malvales, Malvaceae. The coding region runs from base 37 to 354 and encodes 105 amino acids. The transcript has 2 exons. The record is from RefSeq and is a predicted model, not a curated record. Gene Ontology annotation, molecular function: DNA-binding transcription factor activity.
ACCAAAUUUGUUGUUUUCUUUGUUUUUGUUUAGAGAAUGGGAUCUAACCAAUUUUCUUCUUCUUCUUCUUCUUCGUCCUGCAAUUUGAAUUGGACGGCCGAGCAAAACAAGUUGUUCGAAAAUGGUCUGGCAAUAUAUGAUAAAGAUAUUCCUCAACGAUGGCAGCAAAUAGCCAAGCUUGUGGGAGGAACAACCGAGCAUGAAGUGAAGAAACAGUAUGAAAUACUUGUAGAUGACAUCUACCGCAUUGAAUCCGGCAAAGUACCCCUUCCUGAGUAUCCAGAAAAUGGUGGAAAUAGCUGGAUUAAUGAUAUCACCAAUGAACAAAACAGGCUGAAGCAUUUGAAGCUGUAGUGGAGUAUGG